UACUUCCUUCCAGAAUUUCUCUUUCACCUCAAGGUCACGUCCUACCUGUGGGGCACAGCCACUAAUCGCAUUAUACAUAACACCCUCAAGUUCAAGUUUCAGCCUCAUCACUCACUCGUUAAAAAUAUAAACGCUGAUAAUCGUCGUUACGUGUAGCACGUGACAAAAAAAAACGGUGCACUUGGUUGGUCCGCCUGCGUCACAUGACCCACGCGCACACCAGAUCCUAAUUUGGACGACGCCCCCCCCCCUCUCGGUUGGGUUUUCAAAAACCACCCGAGUUCACCCUUUUUCUGCUUGCGACACCGGGACAGAGGAGCGCGGCUAACGUUCUGGCUAAUGCCAAUUCCCUCAUGCAAUUAACCCCAUUUUGUCAUCAAAACGUUUCUUUUACCGUCUCUUGUGCUCAGUUAAUUUCGGGGUCACCUCACCUGUCCACAACAAGUAGCCGAGCAACUGCACGGAAGCCAUGAUUGAGGCGAGCAGUGACGUACUCCUUCCCUCGUACCACGAUGAGAAGCUGGUGGACAACCUGCUCUCCAGUGAAGAGACAUUGAAGGAUGGUGGCGAUGAUGAUGGUGGUGUUUCCCUGGUGGAGGCCCUCCUCCCCGUGUUGGAUCCCCCCUUGUCCCACAUCCCGUGGUUGUGCUCCACCCGCUACAAGACUGAGCUGUGCGUCCGCUACGCCGCUACGGGCUCCUGCCAUUACGCCGAGCGCUGCAAUUUCGCCCACGGCCUGCAGGACCUCCACGUGCCCUUCCGCCACCCCAAGUACAAGACGGAGUUGUGCCGCAGCUACCACACGGAGGGCUACUGCUACUACGGCAGCCGCUGCCUCUUCGUCCACGGCGCCGCCGAGCAGCGGCCCGUGCCGCGACGGGCCCGACGCGGCGUGCCCUGCCGCUCCUACAGUAACUUCGGCAUCUGCCCGUACGGCGCGCGCUGUAACUUCCUGCACGCGGAGGAGGCGGCGAGCGCUUCGGAGUCGAGCGAAAAGACCCCCAUGAGCCCCCCCGGGGCGUGGGAGCGGAAGUCCCGGGGAGCCUUCUGCCACACCUUCAGCUCUUUCGGCUUCUGCCUGUACGGCACACGAUGCCGCUUCCGGCACGUCCUCCCCUGCACGGUGAAAAGCGCCGAGCCCGGCUCGGGCCCGGCGUCGCCCGCUCUGGAGUCCCCGUCGGCGUCGCCCGCCACCUCCCCGCAGGCCAGCGACGCCUUCACCUUCUCCAGCCAGCACCUCAGCGACAUGCUCCUGCCCCUGGCCUUGCACCUACGGCGGAUGGAGAGCAAUAUGAUCCGUGACAUGUGGGAACAAGUGUAACUGGAGCCACCGCAUCUCCAACCAAU
This is a messenger RNA of Phycodurus eques (leafy seadragon), 1347 nucleotides long. RefSeq names its product cysteine three histidine 1 (gene cth1). Bases 470 to 1321 code for a protein of 283 amino acids. Gene Ontology annotation, molecular function: mRNA binding; metal ion binding. The transcript has 2 exons. The record is from RefSeq and is a predicted model, not a curated record. NCBI's taxonomy places the organism in Eukaryota, Metazoa, Chordata, Actinopteri, Syngnathiformes, Syngnathidae.